AUGGUCAAGGAAACGAAGCUCUACGACACCCUCGGCGUGGCGCCGACUGCGACUGAGGCGGAACUGAAGAAGGCCUACAAGACGAAUGCCCUGAAGUACCACCCUGACAAGAACGCCCACAACCCCGAGGCUGAAGAAAAGUUCAAGGAGGUCUCCCACGCCUACGAGAUCCUUUCCGAUUCCCAGAAGCGCCAGAUCUACGACCAAUAUGGCGAGGCCGGUCUUGAGGGUGGUGCCGGCGGCGGUGGUGGUAUGGCUGCCGAGGACCUGUUCGCUCAGUUCUUCGGUGGUGGCAGCUUCGGCGGUGGCCUCGGCGGCAUGUUCGGCGGUGGCGGUAUGCCCAACCGCGGUCCCCCCAAGGCCCGCACCAUUCACCACACUCACAAGGUCUCUCUCGAGGACGUCUACCGUGGCAAGAUCUCCAAGCUUGCCCUUCAGCGCUCCAUCAUUUGCCCCAAGUGCGAAGGUCGCGGUGGAAAGGACGGCGCCGUUAAGCGCUGCGCCGGCUGUGACGGCCACGGCAUGAAGACCAUGAUGAGACAGAUGGGUCCCAUGAUCCAGCGCUUCCAGACCGUCUGCCCCGACUGCAAUGGCGAGGGUGAGACCAUCAAGGACAAGGACCGCUGCAAGCAGUGCAACGGCAAGAAGACAAUCGUCGACCGCAAGGUUCUCCACGUUCACGUCGACCGCGGUGUUAGGAGCGGCACCAAGGUUGAGUUCCGUGGUGAGGGUGACCAGGCCCCUGGCAUCCAGGCCGGUGACGUCGUUUUCGAGAUUGAGCAGAAGCCCCACCCCCGCUUCACCCGCAAGGAAGACGACCUCCUCUACCAGUGUGAGAUCGAGCUUGUCACUGCUCUGGCUGGUGGAACCAUCUACAUUGAGCACCUCGACGACAGGUGGCUCAGCAUUGAGAUCCUGCCCGGUGAAGCUAUUGCGCCUGAUGCUGUCAAGAUGGUUCGUGGCCAGGGUAUGCCUUCCCCGAGACACCACGACUUCGGAAACCUGUACAUCCAGUUCAGCGUCAAGUUCCCUGAGAAGAACUGGACCGACGACCCGACGGCCUUCGAGGCUCUCCAGAAGCUCCUUCCCGCCCCGUCUCUGCAGACCGUGCCUCCCCCUGAGGCCAUGACCGAGCCUGCCGACCUCGAGGAUCUGGACAACAGCGCACAGGCUAAGGUCUUUGGCGGCGCCGGCUCGAUGGACGAGGAUGACGAGGAUGGUCCCCACGGCGCCGAGCGCGUGCAGUGCGCUUCCCAGUAG
This is a messenger RNA of Colletotrichum siamense, 1260 nucleotides long. RefSeq names its product Mitochondrial protein import protein mas5 (gene mas5). The coding region runs from base 1 to 1260 and encodes 419 amino acids. The transcript has 4 exons. Gene Ontology annotation, cellular component: nucleus; cytoplasm; cytosol. Gene Ontology annotation, biological process: protein refolding; response to heat. NCBI's taxonomy places the organism in Eukaryota, Fungi, Ascomycota, Sordariomycetes, Glomerellales, Glomerellaceae. The record is from RefSeq and is a predicted model, not a curated record. Gene Ontology annotation, molecular function: Hsp70 protein binding; ATP binding.